UUUCUCGGGUUUACAUCGCAUGAAUCUCGAUUCUGUAAAUAAAUUGUUGUAAAUAUGAGUAAAUCUAAGCCUGGGACUUCCAAAGAACCUCCAAAAGAGAAGCCUUUUCCGAUUCCUUUGGUCGAACAAUACACCAACAACUGCGAAAGGCUCAAAAAAUACGAAAGUGCCGUCUUAAAACGUUUCGCCCCCAAAAUCUCCGAAAUCCACGACGAAUUCAUCCGCUUAACCUACGUCUUUGACGAAAACUUCCUUCCGGAAUAUGCGGCACUGGCUUAUAUGGGCGCCGCUCGUUGCGAAAAGGUCCAAGAUCGGGUAAUAGUUGAACGUCACUACCUCAUAAAAGCUGCGGAGGCAUUUUUGAAAGCCUAUCAGCGUCGUUUUGAUCUCGGCUACAACGAUGGCGAAGAGGAAUAUCGUCAGGGAGCGCUCCGAUGCUACAACGACAUUUUAGAAAACCCGAAAUUGCCCAAAGACAGCGUUAUUCGAGCCAUGGUGAUACGCCAACUGAAGACAAUUGAUCCAGAAACCAGUCAAACGAGCACUUUUGACUCCCCGUUCAUGCGAUAUGAAGAUCUGAAAAGAGCAGCGAUUUACGAUAUCAGUCAGGAAUUUUAUAAACCAGCUUUGAACAAACUCACAGACAUUACCGACGACAUUGUCGAACGAAAAAAGGAACUUUUUCACCCAGAAAUGAUGGAAUAUUCGGAAAUUACGAGAUUAUUGUUGUUGUUGUACCUGGAAUUACCGCCGGCGGCAUUGGCGCCCUCGAAUGUCGCCCUGUUGGAGCGAUAUCGGUACGGAGUGGAAGUUUCUCCAUUGGUGAGGGCGAAAGAAAGUGCUUUAGAUCCCGAAUUAUUCAUGAUUUUGCGUGGAUUUGUUCAGGGAAUUCAAAUGCACAUUUUGGAAUUUAUCCGGGAGACGUUCAACGAACUCGGGAGGAUGCCACAUUUGACGGAGGAACAACACAAAUUACUUCGUCUCGUGUUUUACCAUCAUUUUCAGGAAUUUUCCAUCGAAGAAGCUGAUAAAAAAUGUCCAUGCCCGAAAUUUUAUCCAGAAUCUGAGUCAGAAGAGGAAGAAAAUGAAGAAAAACCUCAAGAAAAACCUGAAGAAGAACCGGAAAGUUCGGAUUCGGAAGAGUUGUCACCAGAAUUGGAAGCUUUAGCGAAGGAUUUGGAUGAAAUUGAGCAUCGCCAUCGUACUUUUACGGACUUUCAAUGGUACUGCCUUCAACAAGAAGCCGACGAAAAUGAUUCUGAAGAGGUUCGACGAUGGAUCAAGCCGACUGACGAGCCUCGCGAAACGAAUUUGGAAAAAGCUCUUGAAAAAGCGAACCGAAAAUGUGAAGCACAAGCCUCGGGAAGUGACGAAAAAGCGUGGAUUGAUCCUCUAACGGAGGCAGUUGAAGCUCUUUCAACGAAAAAUGACGAAAAUGAACCUCUUAGCGUCAUCAAGCAGCUGAAGACGACACAAACGAUGAGUGCUCCUCCAUAUCCAGACGACAAAGGGUUUCAAGCGCCGCCGUAUCCGCCAGCGGGAGCUCCAUAUCCAUCAGAUGGUCCUCCGCCGAUGGGAUUUUCCGCGCCCGGCAUGUAUCCAAGUGCUCCAUAUCCGAAUCCCGGCGGCUAUCCAGCUCCAAAUGCGCCAUAUCCUCCGCCGCAGCAGCAACCUGGAUAUCCUCCUGCUCCACAGCCCGGUUAUGCGCCUCCUCAGCCUCAAGGUUUCUAUCCGCCGCCUCAAGGAUACGCUCCGCCUCCCGUAAUCGAUCAACAGCCAAUGUAUCCGCAGCCUGGAAUGCAACCCGGAAUGCCUCCCGGCUCUCAAUGGAUGCAACUUCCCGAACAUCAAGUCCUCAUUCCCGAUUGCCCGCCGGGACUCGAAUACCUCACAACUGUCAGCAGUCUCUUUGUGAAGCAAAAAAUCGAACUUCUCGAAGCUUUUGUCGGUUUCGAGACAAAUAAUCGAUACACAAUUAUGAACAAUCAAGGCUUGAAAGUUUUUUGGGCGGUCGAAGAGAACGAUUGUUGCACGCGAAAUUGUUGCGGACCUUCGCGUUCGUUCGAAAUGAAAAUCAAAGAUGCCCAAGAUCGGGAAAUUAUUCAUUUGUCGCGCCCCUUGCGAUGUGACAGUUGCUUUUGCCCGUGUUUCCUGCAAGUAAUGGAAGUUAGUGCUCCGCCAGGGAACAUUAUCGGGACUGUCGAACAAAAUUGGAGCAUUUUUGGACCGCAAUUUAGUAUUAAGAACCAAACGGGUGACACAGUGAUGAAAAUCGAAGGACCUUGCUUGACGACAAGUUGCUGCUUUAACGACGUAAAAUUCAAAUUGAUGACGCUCGAUGGCCAAAAAGUGGGAAAAAUAUCGAAAAAAUGGUCCGGCAUCGGCAGAGAAAUGUUCACAGACUCGGAUUUCUUCGGCAUUAGUUUCCCCCUGGACUUGGAUGUGCGAAUGAAAGCCGUGAUGUUGGGAGCUUGUUUCCUCAUUGACUACAUGUUCUUCGAAAAACGCGGAAACAAAGAAGAAGAUCGUCCUGGAAUGCUGUAAAUUUACGUAGAAGACACGAAAUUGCUUGAAAAAUGCCAAAACAUCACAUUUUAAGCUUCCGUACGCAGAAAAUUAGUUACUUAAGAUUUAAGUCGAAUAUCUCAUUUUUUUACGAAUUCCGAAAAAUUUUAAAAUUUGGAUGUUAAAUAAGCACUUUAUUGAACUAAAUGUCGAAUGAGAUAUGAAAGGCCUUACAAAAAAAGUGCUGUAAAUGGUUUAAUGUACUCUUCCAAUAAUAAAAAUCUAAAUAUUUUUGGUCGUAAUAAUAUUAAAUGUGCAAUCAAAUAAAUAU
Culicoides brevitarsis is the source of this 2836-nucleotide messenger RNA. RefSeq lists its product as uncharacterized. Gene Ontology annotation, molecular function: phospholipid scramblase activity. Bases 55 to 2544 code for a protein of 829 amino acids. NCBI's taxonomy places the organism in Eukaryota, Metazoa, Arthropoda, Insecta, Diptera, Ceratopogonidae. The record is from RefSeq and is a predicted model, not a curated record. The transcript has 6 exons. Gene Ontology annotation, biological process: plasma membrane phospholipid scrambling. Gene Ontology annotation, cellular component: plasma membrane.